This is a messenger RNA of Peronospora farinosa, 438 nucleotides long. Lineage: Eukaryota; Oomycota; Peronosporomycetes; Peronosporales; Peronosporaceae. The record is from the annotation of a GenBank genome assembly.
AUGAAGACGAAUGGUAUCAUGAUGGUAGCGGUGUGGCUGGUAGUUGUUUGUUCAGUUCAUGGGGAUGAAUCAACUCCGGAAGAGAAGAAACUGCGCGUAGUGAGUCAAGUGCACGCCAACCCAGCCGUUUUUGUGAGCGCUGAGGAAAACAGAGCAAAACGAAAUGGACAUUGCGUUGACACAGGUGCGAUCAAUCAAGACCCUGUAUGUGCAUCCAAUGGCAAGCAGUACAUGAACGAAGACGUGUUUGAGUUCCACAAGUGCCUCGUGCAAGCAAAAUACGGCGAGAUCAUUGAAAUCGUGGACAUGGAUGUUUGCAAGAAUGCUCAGAAGGAAGAUUAUGCCAACGUCAACUACGUAAGUGUUGUGUCAUUCAAGGCACUGAAUACUCGCAAUCGUCGCUCUAAGCCAGCCAGACCUCGGACCGGGCUGAAGUAG